AUGCCUGCCGUCACCAUCGUCGGCGCCACGGGCCUGACGGGCUCGCAGGCGCUGUCCUUCCUCCUCGCGUCUCCGCAGAACUUCUUCGUCAAGGCGAUUACGCGCCGUGCCGCUCCGCAGCCGACGUCGCCUCCCGCGGCCCCGGGGGCCAAGUAUGAGAACGACGUCGUGCACGAUCUCUGGACGGUGGAGAAGGUUGUGAACGAGGGAGAUGUCUAUGUUUCCUGCUUGGGAACGACGCGUGCGCAGGCCGGAGGAGCGGACAAGCAGGUCCUCAUUGACCGUGACUUGAACAUCUCGCUCGCCGAUAAGGCCAAGGCUCAGGGAGCCCAGACUGAAGGAGUGGCAGCUGUCGAUCUUACUUGCACUGUAGCUGACGUCCAGAUGAUCCUCGUCUCCUCGACCGGCGCCAACUCCAAAUCCUGGUUCGCGUACCCGCGCAUGAAGGGCGAGCUGGAGGACCACGUCGUCGGACUCAACUUCCCCAACACGAUCAUCAUCCGCCCCGGCGUGCUGCUCCACGACGGUAACCGGCCCGACCAGCGUACCGCCGAGAGCGUCAUGGUCACUGCGAUCCGGGGGCUGCGCUCCAUCGGUGUCCCUACAACGAGCCUCGGCGUUGAGACCAAGACCGUCGGAGAAGCCAUUGCCCAGCUUGCCGCGAAGCCGCCAGCGGGCGUCAGUUACCUGUACGACGCGGACCUGGAGAAGCUCGCGAAGGAGUACAGGGACGGCUUUGAGAAACAUUUUAUACAAGUGUGGGUCAGCUAUGAAGGAAACAAGCUUGCACACGUCGACGCGAAUGCUCGAGUACAGCCUGCGCACGCCGAAGAACGUCGUGACGAAGCCAAUACUACCACCGACGAGGAACGUGAGCAGCGAGAACAGGAACAGGUACCCAAAAUAGAGCACGAGGCUCGUGAAGGAGCCGAUGCUGAGGCGCGACGCAAAGUACCAGAUACCGUAGAGGAAGACCCAGACGGCGCUGCCGCCGCCGACGAGGAACGAGCGCCAGUGCCACCUGUACUCCUCGGCGCAGAGGACGAAGUACGUCACAAGGAAGGUCACGGUGGCGGUCGUCAGGACGAAGACGAGGAACGUCAGGAACAGGAAGCCGAACGCGUAGUACGCGUGGUUGCCGAAGAGAGACGAGAGGACGAAGUAGAGCUCGACGAAUGCCGCGCCGAAGGGCAGGAUGCCCGCGAUGAUCGCACUCUGCACCGGACGCAGGUACCACGGCUGCGGGGGGAUCUGGCGCGGGAUGCUGUUCACGCGUGUGCUGUUGCUGAAGCCGCCGUGCUUCAUGCCGAAGAAGUAGCCCGCAACGCAGAGCGGGACGCUGAUGAGGAACCACAGGAGAAGGAUCGCGAGGAUCGUUCCGAACGGCACGGCACCGGACGCGUGCGCGAAGACGAGCCAAAUGUUCAGAACGCCGAUCAGCGUGAACACGAUUGCCGGGAAGACGGUCGCCGUCAUGACGAGGUUUGCCUUCCACGUCUCACCGCCCAGCGUGGCGAACACGCGCGCGGAGACAUAACCGCCGACACAUCCGAAGAGCAUCCAGCAGAUGAGCAGGACGGUCGCGAGCGAGCCACGGUUGCUCGGGGACAGGAAGCCGAAGAGCGCAAAGACAAGCGUCACGGCGCACAUGAGCACGAGGUGCGCUCCUGUUCCCACAGAAACAGAGAGGAGCAUCGGGCGCUCCGGGCUGCGGAACACCUCGCCGUGCACGAGCUUCCAGCCAUAGUCCUCCUGCACGUCCUCGGCGAGGUCGAUCGCGUUGUACCGGUGAAUGUCCUUCGAGAUAGUGCGGAAGAGGACCAUGGUGACCAUGAAGCACAGGAAGCCCGCAAUCACAAGCGAGUUGAUAAGCGAGAACCAGUGGAUCUUGGGGAAAUACACGUGCAGGUAGCUGUCCCAGCGGACACCCCAGGCCUUGUCGCUCUCGCGGAACUUGACCGAGUAUGUGUAGUAGAACUCAUUGUCUGCGUCCUCGUUGAGCGCGAGGCGGUCGACCUCAGAUCGGUAGCAGUUCGGGCUGUCCUCGCCGGCGACCAUCGAGUCAACGGACCGCGGGUGCACAACGACGCCGACGACGCGCACGUACUCGUCGCUCCGCUUGUGGUAGUCGAUAUAGAUGUCGUACGCGAAGCCCUGCGCGUCGAGGAAGAUCUCCUGUGUCUGCGGGUCGCGCAUCAUUUCCGCACUCGGAAGGCCAUCAAUGAUCAGGCUGACGCCAUAGUCCUCCUCAAUGCGCUCGUUGAUGAACUUGGCGUCGUCUUUCGGCACCUUGGACUUGCAGAGCGUCGCACAGCUCUGGUCCUCGAGCAUCUUGAUGUUGAACGCGCUCGAAAGGAUGCGGUCACCGAACAGAAUGCUGCCAAGCGACUCGGCCUGCUGCACUGGUCCGCCUUGCGGCUGGCAGAAGUGGAACCGCUCAUCGUAGUAGUCGAGCGAGAUCAGCGAUCGCAACGUCGUGUUCAGCUUGGGCGUCAGUGA
This is a messenger RNA of Trichosporon asahii var. asahii CBS 2479, 2499 nucleotides long. RefSeq names its product endoplasmic reticulum protein. Gene Ontology annotation, biological process: import into nucleus. The record is from RefSeq and is a predicted model, not a curated record. The transcript is spliced from 5 exons. Gene Ontology annotation, cellular component: cytoplasm. The coding region runs from base 1 to 2499 and encodes 832 amino acids. Lineage: Eukaryota; Fungi; Basidiomycota; Tremellomycetes; Trichosporonales; Trichosporonaceae.